Molecule: messenger RNA, 918 nt
Organism: Zychaea mexicana
Lineage: Eukaryota; Fungi; Mucoromycota; Mucoromycetes; Mucorales; Lichtheimiaceae
Exons: 2
Biological process (GO): transmembrane transport
Source: RefSeq, a predicted model, not a curated record
UCUUCGGCAAGGACAGAAGUCGUGGUAGGCUUUAAUGCAUUGAUGGAUCAGCGCCAGAGGCUAUGCCCGACGCUGGAGAACGGCACCAAUGGAUGUCCGAUAUCGGCGGAUUCAGACGUGUCAAUUCAGCAGUCGUUUACACUGCCGGCAACGUCAUUACCGCUUGGAGAUAUCAUUACUCGCUAUUCGACAUUAACAGCAAACAGCCGAGAAUGGAUCUGCGUAACCAUGGCGCCAGUUGGCUACGAGAAUCCAGCAUGGAAGAUGGUGUUUACCUACGUUCCCGUCGCUUUCACAGUAUUCGCAGCGCUGAUUUCAUUUUUUGCAUCGUUUGCGACGGUAUCCGAAGCUGAGCACGACGUAUUUCUGUUUACAUCCAACUACGCCAUGUUACCAGCAGCAUUACGACUGAAAUCGCCCGGGUUUUUUGACCUCAUCUACUAUGCGCAGUUCAUUACGCUGACGGGCUUGCUCAAUCUAGAAUAUCCGGAAUUCUAUCAGUUGUUUGCUUCCAACUUUGCAUGGAGCUUUUUGCUGUUUCCAGUACAAUGGCUCCGCAAUGUCAACGACUCCAUUUUCCCUUAUGAUUCACCCGUUUCGGUGCAGCAGCUACAAGUAGAGCGACCUGUCACGGUAGAAGGACAUGGCAUAACGAGCUUUGCUAAUGCCUUGGAUAUUGACGUAAACAUUCUCUUUCUGACAAGUUUCAUUUUCAUGCUGAUUAUCCUGGCAGGAUGUCUCGCCCUUUGUUUCCUCAUUUGGAUGGUUGUACAGGUCAUGAGCUGGCAGGCGCCACAUCGCUAUGCUGCACAGACGCCUAAAAUCAUCAACUUUACAAUAGGUAUGUGGUUAGACGGAUCAUUGGGCUUGCUGAGAGAGAGAGAGAGAGAGAGAGAGAGAGAGAGAGAGAGACUGUAA